Messenger RNA from Seriola dumerili (greater amberjack), 1496 nucleotides. RefSeq names its product dihydrolipoamide S-succinyltransferase. NCBI's taxonomy places the organism in Eukaryota, Metazoa, Chordata, Actinopteri, Carangiformes, Carangidae. The record is from RefSeq and is a predicted model, not a curated record. Gene Ontology annotation, biological process: tricarboxylic acid cycle. Gene Ontology annotation, cellular component: oxoglutarate dehydrogenase complex. The coding region runs from base 53 to 1420 and encodes 455 amino acids. The transcript is spliced from 15 exons. Gene Ontology annotation, molecular function: dihydrolipoyllysine-residue succinyltransferase activity.
CACCGCUUCUUCCUCGGCUGUCACACAACAGGCACAGCCGCCAGCUAUCGCUAUGUUAUCACGAUCUCGAUGUGUGUACCGGACGCUUGGCCGUUCCCUGUCAGCGGUGAGCCAGGCCAACAAUGUGCUGGUCCGGCAAAGUGUAUCAGGCCUCUCUGUCUGCAGCCGGCUAGUUUACAGGAAUUCUCAGCUAGCCGAAUUUCCAUCAUCGGCAAAUGUCUUCCACAUCAGAUACUUCAAGACAUCUGCUGUUCACAGGGAAGAAGUAGUCACAGUCAAAACUCCUGCAUUCGCAGAAUCUGUUACAGAGGGGGAUGUGAGGUGGGAGAAAGCUGUGGGUGACUCAGUGACAGAAGAUGAGGUGGUGUGUGAAAUUGAGACUGACAAGACUUCUGUACAAGUCCCGGCUCCAGCAGCUGGUGUAAUUGAGGAACUACUGGUGCCCGAUGGAGGGAAGGUAGAAGGAGGAACGCCGCUCUUCAAACUCCGGAAAGGAGCUGCUGCUGCUAAAGCUGCUCCCUCCCCGGCUGCAGAGGCACCAGCUGCGGCAGCUUCAGACCCUCCUACUCCACCACCUCCACCUACUCCAGCUUCAACCCCCACGGCCAUGCCUACAGUGCCCCCAGUGCCACCUCAGGCUGCCCCAGCUAAACCUGUUUCUGCUGUCAGACCCACUCCUGCAGCUCCAGCAGCAGCUCCUCUACCCGCAGGAGGCAGAGGAGAAAACAGGGUGAAGAUGAACCGUAUGAGGUUGAGGAUCGCUCAGAGGCUGAAGGAGGCUCAGAACACCUGCGCCAUGCUGACCACCUUCAAUGAGGUGGACAUGAGCAACAUUCAGGACAUGAGGAAAAUCCAUAAGGAUGCUUUCUUGAAGAAGCACAACAUCAAACUGGGUUUUAUGUCGGCGUUUGUGAAGGCUGCAGCUCACGCCCUGACUGAACAACCUGCUGUCAAUGCUGUUAUUGAUGACACAACCAAAGAGAUCAUCUACAGGGAUUAUGUGGACAUUAGUGUUGCUGUGGCAACUCCAAAGGGGCUUGUUGUACCAGUGAUCCGUAAUGUUGAGACCAUGAACUUCACUGACAUCGAGAAAGCCAUUAAUGCCCUGGGAGAAAAGGCUCGUAAUAAUGAGCUUGCUGUCGAAGAUAUGGAUGGAGGCACCUUCACCAUCAGCAAUGGUGGUGUGUUUGGCUCCAUGUUUGGUACACCCAUCAUCAACCCUCCCCAGUCUGCCAUCCUGGGCAUGCAUGGCAUCUUCGACCGACCUGUGGCCAUGAAUGGCGAGGUUGAGAUCCGGCCCAUGAUGUAUGUGGCACUGACGUACGACCACCGACUCGUUGACGGUAGAGAAGCAGUCACUUUCUUACGCAAGAUAAAAGCUGUGGUGGAAGAUCCACGCGUUCUGCUUCUGGACAUGUGAUGUGUCUGUAUGUAAUAGAUCAGCUGCAGAAAAUGAACUCCACAACACAAAAACACGCACAAGUCGCACAAAACCA